UGACUGAACGACCCCUCGAUUGGUAUCAUUCAGUGAAUUGCAUUGAAUUGAAGACUCCAUUAAUAUAUGAAUUGUUUGUUUGUUUUCUUUCAAACAUUUUUGUCGAUUCAUUUGGUUUAAAGUGAUCGCUGAAGAAGUGGUUAACAAUGAGUGAAAAGAUUGAGUUCAAGACUGUUCCAUACGAUCCAAGAUUUCCUAAUCAAAAUCAGACGAGGAACUGUUACCAGAAUUAUCUGGAUUACCACCGAUGCCAGAAAGUGAAGGGUCAGGACUACGAGCCCUGUCAAUGGUUCAAAUGGGCGUAUCAAGAGUUGUGUCCCAAAACAUGGCAUGAGAAGUGGGACGAACAGAGAGAUAAUGGCAUCUUUGCCGGACGUAUUUGAUUACCACAAAUACAAUCGUCACCACAACUACUAUGACUACCAACUUGUCUUAGAUUUUAAAUUUUAAUUAUUAUUUCAAAUCAAUACUUUAAUUCAAAUUAUAAAACAAAUGUUAGUUUUUAUUAGUAAGUUAUAAAUUGAAUACAAUUUGGUUUACUUGUUAGUCAAAUGGCUAGAAAUUUAUUUAUAU
Oppia nitens is the source of this 573-nucleotide messenger RNA. RefSeq names its product cytochrome c oxidase subunit 6B1-like. The record is from RefSeq and is a predicted model, not a curated record. NCBI's taxonomy places the organism in Eukaryota, Metazoa, Arthropoda, Arachnida, Sarcoptiformes, Oppiidae. Bases 147 to 383 code for a protein of 78 amino acids. The transcript has 3 exons. Gene Ontology annotation, cellular component: mitochondrion; respiratory chain complex IV.